CUCUCUCUCUCUCUUUUCUCUAAUUUUUUUUCCUCCAGUACGCUUUCCCCCCACCUCUCAGCAUCCUCGGCUGAAUGUGUAGGUUAGAGCAGCAGCAGCAGCAUCCAUGGCUUAAGCCCCAGCUAUGAGCGGCAGCAAGCCCGGCCAGGCCCCUACCCUUCCUCUCUCUCACUCUUUUUCUCUCUCUCUCGCUCUGUAUUUCUCUCUCUCUCUGUCCUCCUAGGCUAGUUGACAGGCAACGUCUGGGGGUGUUGGAGGCUCACAGUUAGCCAGGGCGUUAGCCACAUGCACACGGCUGCUCUGCUGCCCAUCAAUUCUACUGUCUCUCCGGUAACUGGGGGCUUCGUCUCUUCUCCCCCUCCCCACGCCUUCUGCUUUCAUUUCAGGCUCCUUGGAGAUAGAGGAAUGCAAAUCUGCAAUCAUGAUGGAAGGAUUGAAAAAACGUACCAGGAAGGCCUUUGGGAUACGGAAGAAAGAGAAGGACAAUGACUCCACGGGGUCCCCAGACAGAGAAAGCGGUGGACCCCAAGAGUUUGAAUCGUCUCAGAAGAAGACCAAUGGGGCCCCUAAUGGCUUCUAUGGAGAUAUUGACUGGGACAGAUUUAACUCUCCUGAGGUGGAUGAUGAGGGCUACAGCAUCAGACCUGAGGAGGAGUCAGAAGAGGGAGCGCCUACCAUCAAAAAGCCCCACUUCUUUUCCUCUGAUGAGUCAGAAGGAGAGGAGGACCACAGAAAAAAAUUUAAAAUCAAGAUCAAGCCGCUGCCGGCCAAUCGUGUAGCAUCGGUGCCCUCAGUCGACGAGCUCAAAGCCUCCAUAGGCAACAUAGCACUGUCUCCGACUCCCAUGAGGAGUCCGAGACGUAGCCCGGGUUUGAAACGGAACCCAUCCAGUGAGGAGAUUGCCAGACCGAGACGUGUCGUCCCUACUUUACCCACUGUGGCCCCCACACCAGCCCCGGCACCGCAACCCCCCAGCAGUCAAAAGUCUCCAGUCUCUGAAGACACCACAGCCUUAUUUGGGCCUCCUUUGGAAACAGCCUUUGGAGAACCUAAAACUGAAGUGGGUUUCUCUGAGUCCGAUGCGUGGGGGACUCCUCUGUCAGACCCUGAAUCCUCUUUGACCAGAUCCUUUCCCACAGGAACUCCCCCUCCUCUUCCACCCAAGAAUGUCCCGAUUUCUCCAGUGUCAACUGGCCCGCCCUCUGUAGAUGACCCUGAAGUGUCAACAGCAGCAGACAGUUCCACCAGGAAGCCCUCAAUAGCUGACCUGGACAACAUUUUUGGACCAGAGCAGCCUCCCUCUGCUGGCGAGGAAACAGGCGAGACCUGGGUGUGCUUUAGUGCUGAAUCUCCUGACCGGCUGCGCCUCCCAGUGGAACCAGCACCUCCUCUUCCAGGCUCCCUGCCUCCACCUGAAUCUCCUGCUCCACCCUUACCUACAUCACCACCUCUUCCUGAAGACCCUGCACCACCACUCCCUACAUCCCCUCCCCCAAAACAAGAACCUGUGCACUCUCUUCCAUCCCCCCCAUCUUCCUUAGGGGAGACUACUGCACCUACUGUCCACUCAGGUCCUCCUACACCUGAGGAUCGAAAUCCUCUCACGCUUGCCACCUCUCCACCCCUUGCACCACCAAAGGAGCUUGCGUCUCCUCCCAUUUCCUCUCCGCCUCUGCUGGACUCACCCACCAGCGUCCCACUAGCCCUUGCUCCCAAAGCAAGCACCCCUCCAGCUGUGGCUCUGCCUGCUGAAGGACCUGAAACGUGCUCUGUCCCAGCGCCACUUGUCCUAUCUCAAGAGAAGCAGUCCAAGAACACAGACGUCACACAACCCAAAGAGGACGGAAGUGAAACUGUCACCUCGCCCAAUGAUGCUAUCCUGGGGAGUUGGAUUACACCUCCCCCACCUCCUCCCCCCACAUAUCGGGCAGUGGUGUCGUCACCGGGUCCCACAUCUGGAGCUGGUGGCACGAAUAGCGGUUCCUCCUCUCCGGUGCGACCUGCCACUCCUUCGUCAGUCAACCCCAACCCCCCACCACCUCCACCUCGCCCCCCGUCAAGACCCAAACUUCCACCAGGGAAACCCACUGUAGGAGAUGCAAAUCGUCCAUUCAGCCCACCGAUCCACUCAGCCAGCCCCCCUCCCAUCGCCCCGUUGGCGCGGGCCGAGAGCACCUCCUCCAUCUCCUCCACCAACUCCAUGAGUGCCGCCACCACGCCCACGGUCAAUAAAGAGCUCUCCGUGUCUGUGUCAGAGGAUGAUGCUUAUGUAGACAAGCUGCCCACCUUUGAGAGACACUUUGAUUCGUUUGCAGAGAAUGACCAGCCAUCCCUUGUGUGGUUUGACAGAGGGAAGUUUUAUUUAACCUUUGAAGGCUGCUCCAGAGGGCCCAGUCCUCUCACCAUGGGGGCCCAGGACACUCUUCCAGUGGCUGCUGCAUUUACAGAGACAGUCAACGCCUUCUUUAAAGGAGCUGACCCAAGCAAGUGUGUUGUGAAGAUCAUAGGUGAGAUGGUUUUGUCGUUUCCGGCGGGAAUCACGCGGCACUUUGCCAAUAACUCGUCCCCCGCCGUGCUAACCUUCAGCAUAACCAACUACAGCCGUCUGGAGCAUGUGCUGCCUAACCCCCAGCUCCUCUGCUGCGACACCACCACACAAGCCAAGGCUGAUGCCAAGGACUUCUGGGUAAACAUGCCAAACCUGAUAUCCCAUUUAAAGAAGGUGGCAGAGCAGAAGCCACAGGCAACAUACUACAAUGUGGACAUGCUCAAGUAUCAGGUAUCGACGGAAGGGCUCCAGUCGAUUCCUCUAAAUUUAGCCGUGAGCUGGAGAUGUGAGUCCACCAGCACUGACCUGAGAAUAGACUACAAAUAUAACGGGGAGGCCAUAAAGACGCCGAUGGCCCUCAACAACGUGCAGUUCCUCGUCCCUGUCGAUGGAGGGGUUUCAAAAUUGCAGGCUGUCUUACCUCCUGCAGCUUGGAAUGCGGAGCAGCAAAGAAUCCUUUGGAAGAUUCCUGAUAUCUCACAGAAGUCUGAAAACGGAGGUGUGGGCUCGUUGUUAGCACGCUUUCAGCUAACAGAAGGUCCCAGUAAACCGGCUCCACUGGCGGUGCAGUUCACCAGUGAGGGCAGCACCCUGUCGGGCUGUGACAUUGAGCUGGCUGGUCCAGGAUACCGCUUCUCUCUCGUCAAGAAGAGGUUUGCCGCAGGAAAAUACCUGGCAGACAACUAACCCGUGCUACUGACAUUACUGUGGAACAAAACAAUCGCAGUGGACUGUGGGUGACACCAAGGACAGGGGACAUACCAAGACCAGACGACACACUUUCCAUUAACCUCUUCUGAACCCACACGACAGGUCCGCAGCCUACCCAGCAGUAUUGUAUUACUUGCAUAUAGCAUCGUGGAAACUGUUUAAGGUCAUGUAAUUAUCGUAUUUGUAUUAAUUUCAUAACAUCUGUAUUGCUGCAGUUAGAAACCUGGGUUCUUGCUCCCUCUGAAGUCUGUGCCUCUGUCUCCAUCGUCCUCUGGUUAAUGUGUUGUGGUGUUGUUGUAAAGUUUCACUGCAGCUGCCUGACAGACAGACAUGGACAAAGAGAGUUUGGGCCAGAUUUUUAACUCUGGGUAACAAGCUGUUUGUUGUCAGUAGUCCAGAAAGAUUUGGCUGGAGAAAAGAAGUACCCUUCCAUAAGAUCUCUGCAGUCAGACACACCUCAGCCUCUGAGACAAAGUCUUAAAGCCACAAAGAUUGACUGGUUUAAGUUAAAGCAAGGCCCAGGACUAUACAGUAAUUAUACACCUUCAAAAUCAAAUCUUUUAAUAGUCCUUCCGUCAGAGUCUGAGCUCAAAGCCUGAGAGAGCUGUCGCACUGAGGGGAUCCAUUAGCGUGGGUAAAUGCAUUUACUGAUCCAUUUUGAUGCAUGAUGUCACAAGAGGUUAAAUUAAAGAGGUUUCUUGUCGCUGAUUGAAACCCAGAAUCAGGUAACUACAAAAAUGUUCAUGCAUCAACUACUGGUACUACAGGGUCAAAUGACUUUGGAUCACAUCCUUUUUUAAUAUAAGUGAUAUAUAUAAUAUAACUGAUCAGUAACUCAGUCUUUUUAUUUUAUUUCUCUGGAAUACACAGAUAUGGAGAGUUUUUAGCUAGUUAGGCAGCUGCAAUGAUGAAUCAAUUCACUGGUUGCAAAAUAAGAAACAUCAGUUUUCCCGUCAGAACUUACAAUGUGUACAAAGUGUCAUUUUAAAUUGAUAGUAUAUAUCUUAAAGGGCGUUUGGUGUUUUCCUCGUAUUGUCAGAUAGCCUUUAUGUUGUUCCCAGGACAGCAGUGAUAGACUCCAGAGUACAUGACAGCAUUCUAUUUUUAUUUAUUGAUGACGAUGAUUUGUUGUAUAAAACGUGAUUCUGUAUACAAAUAGAAUUUGAACUCAGAACCCUGAAAGGUAUACAUAUUUGAACUCUCUCUUUUGUUAUCUGUGUAGUUGGGUAAACUGUGUACAGUAUAAGGUAUAAUUUUUGAAUUUAUUUCAGAUAUAAUUUUUUAACUCGAGUGCAACCGAAGAUUUGAGCUAUAUAUGGGGGAUGGGGGGGUAAUUUAAAGAAAAAGAUAAAUAUCUUCCUGGAUGCUAUGUUAUGCUUUGUGAAAGCAGUGUUAAUGUAGAGAUAGUUAUACCACGGGCAAGGUCCACAGUUUAAAGAAUUAGUUUGACAUUUUGGGAAAUAUUUGUUUUUGUUUUUUUGAGAAUUAGACAAGAUGAUGUGAUAACUCAUAUAUCUGUGAGUCUGUCUGUUAAACAUGAGGCUGGAGGUUGGAGUCAGGCUUUAUGCUAGCUUAGCAUAAAGACUGGAAGCAGCUAAUCUGUUUUUUACAGAGAUAUAUGCUGUUUAUGGAAGGCAAUGUCAGUCAGUUGAUGUUUGGUCCAGACUGAAAUAUCUCAACUUUUAGAUUGAAUGCCAUUACUUUUUACAUUCAUCUUUAGAUGAUGAAUCCUACUGACAUGUGAUCUCUAUAGCAGGUUGAUGAUUGUGGUUUGGAAUGAAAUGGACUAUAACUAUUGGACUAAUUGCUAAACAGAUUGGUAAAAACAUUCAAGGACCCCUCAAGACGAAUUAGAAUAACUUUGGAGAUUCCUUACCAGACUAAUAUGUUAAACUUGUUAAAAAAUAAUUGCUAAUGUCAGUAUGUUAGCAUUGUAAUUGUGAGAGGUUUAGCAGUUAGCUCAAAGCACCGCUGUUCCUAAGUCCAGUCUUUCUGCUGAGGUAAUCUAAACGUCUCGUGUCUUCUGCUUAACAUUCUCUGCUCAAGAAAUUGAGUCAAGAUAUAUCCCAGGGUUGUUGAACUUUUCUUUUUAAUAAGGUUAAGACAAUAAAAGCAAUCAAUUUUCCUCAACAGCAGUGAUGAUGUUUGGUGACUGUGGUACCACUACUGGAACACGAUUCGUUUACUGGGACCAGCUUGUUUUUGUUGUUGUUUUUUUCACCUUUAUUUAAACCUCAUCAGAAAACACUUGUAUUAAUCCAACAUUUUCAGUUCCCACAUCUAGCCUAAUAUGUCUGAUCUGUUUUCUGACCUGUGUCCGUUCACCUCAGUGGUACCUGAUCUGAUUAUAUCAUGAGCACACCCCUAGUCAUCCAACCAGCGCUUGUAUCCAUGGCUUUAUUUUGCAUAAUCGUAAUGGUCUCUGUGAGAUGUCAAAUUGAAUGAAGUUGUAGAUUGAGGUUAAACUGACCAAAAUGCUUCUUUUUUUCUUCUUUUUUAUUUUAUGUGCUUGUACCCCGGACAGUCAGUGCUCUGUUAAAGAGAAUAAGCUGAAUAUUUUUAAAAUGGAUAAAAAGGAAAAAAUAUUAUAUUGUUUAAUGUGUAAUAAACACUGUGCUGAUGAUGUUGAACUUCCUGAAUGCUCUGACACUCAAUAAGAAGAACAAAAAAGUGUGUUUGAAGUGUAGCCGAAGAUCUCUGUACUGUACUGUGUCGGCAUUCUGCUAAAUGAAACCAAUCAUGGUCCUUUUAGAGCUGUCGUAGAAGCAUCUUUGACUAAAUGUACGUCGAGAGGACUAUAAGCAACAUGUCAAUACUUCUAUUAAAUGAUAGAGUACUUUCGAUUGGACCUACUGUAGUUUUGAUGUAGUUAUUUGGCUAAUAAAAAGAUCCACUUUUAGCUGUGCAGUUAACAUAAACGUUGUUUUUUUAUUUAUGUACCGAUUCGGUCCAAAAGAGCAUUGUGGAUUUCUCUGACGUUGACGAUGAUUGGUGCCAUUUAGCUCCCACAUUAGUUUGGUAACGUUUCUUUCAGUCAUGUCAGUCCUUCAUCUAGUGGACUGGAUGGAUCCACAUGCCUGAGAGGAAGCUGUAACCUUAUGGGUGAAUCUUGAAGCUAUCAGUGCAACAGUCACUACAGCAUUAUCUACAGAGGCCCCACACACACAUCCGCCAUCAUGCAUCUGUUAUAUAUCACCACUACACUACGGCCUACAUGUCUUUCAGCUUGAAAUUCAUGUUGCAGUACUAAACUCAGUCUUUUAGUCUUCAAAUAAUUCUUUGCAUCAGUUAAAAAAAUGGAAUACAACUUUUACAGAUAUUCAUCUCUGUGGUGAAUUUGACCUUCAGUAAUUCAUUAUUGCAUGCCGAGCAUGCAGUAACAGGUGGGGCAUCCAUGAUGAUAGAUAGUACUGAAAUGACGUGUUGUGCUGUCAGUUACCUGUAUUAAUGUUAAGAAGAGAGCAGGGAGUGUGUUUAUGUGUGCUAUAAGCCAGAAUGCUUUUUGGUUCUGUACCGUUAACCUCAAACACAUGUGCAAGCUGUUUGUACAGUACAUAACAAUGCUAAGAUGAACUGAAAAACUUAGUUUGCUUCUUUCCAAAACCAAUAAAAGUUAUAACUGGA
Molecule: messenger RNA, 6883 nt
Organism: Etheostoma cragini (Arkansas darter)
Lineage: Eukaryota; Metazoa; Chordata; Actinopteri; Perciformes; Percidae
Gene: sgip1a
Product: SH3GL interacting endocytic adaptor 1a
Exons: 26
Coding region: 422-3235 (937 amino acids)
Biological process (GO): synaptic vesicle endocytosis; clathrin-dependent endocytosis; clathrin coat assembly
Cellular component (GO): clathrin-coated vesicle; clathrin-coated pit; plasma membrane
Source: RefSeq, a predicted model, not a curated record